Molecule: messenger RNA, 2760 nt
Organism: Ananas comosus (pineapple)
Lineage: Eukaryota; Viridiplantae; Streptophyta; Magnoliopsida; Poales; Bromeliaceae
Product: polycomb group protein EMBRYONIC FLOWER 2
Exons: 22
Coding region: 297-2375 (692 amino acids)
Cellular component (GO): nucleus
Molecular function (GO): chromatin DNA binding
Source: RefSeq, a predicted model, not a curated record
GCCGGCUGAACUCGAUUGAUUGCAUUCGCGGCCCACGGGACGAGUCCGUCUGCUGCUCGCCCUCGUCCCCGAACCCUCGUCCAGUCGUCCGUCGGGGCCGACUCCGCGCCCACCUCGACCAUCGCUCCUCCUGUCAGCUCCUCGCUCUCUCCGUUUAAUUCCUUCCCAUACUCUCCUUUCGAUUCUCCAAACAGGAUCACCAAAAACUGGCAACUAGUUGAGUGGAUGAUCCUUCAGGAAAGUCAGCCAGCUGUGGAAUGCUAUGAGAACAUUUCUUUGGAUGCUUGUAGUCCAGAAUGCCGGGCUUACCUUUGGCUGUUCGUGAAACCACGAACCUUGGCUGCAGUUGCGGCCAUUCCCGGACUGCUGAUCAAAUGUGUCGUCAGCAGUCUCGUGUUCGUUUGACUGCUGAGGAGCAACGUGCAGCUGAAGAAAGUUUUUUAUUAUAUUGCAAGCCGGUUGAACUGUACAAUAUUCUUCAACGUCGAGCAAUAAAAAAUCCUUCCUUUCUUCAGAGAUCCUUGCUUUACAAGAUACAGGCAAAGCGCAAAAGAAGAAUUCAGAUAACUGUAUCACUUUCUGCGAAUAUAAAUGCUGAGCUGCAACCACGGGAUGUAUUUCCUCUAUAUGUGUUGUUGGGCAGACCUGUCACUGAUGCUACCCUUCCAGCGCUGUCUGCGAUAUAUCGGCUCAGCCGGGCGUAUUUGCUAUCUUCUUUCUGUGAAUUUGGGAAUAAAGAUCAAACAGAAGCGACUUUUGUAAUUCCCGAUAUUAAUAAGCUGGCAACUGGUUUGCGAGUUAGUGAUCUGUGCAUUAUCCUUGUUAGCAGCGGGGAAUUUCGAGAAGUUUUGAGUGAGAAUCACCAAUCAGAGAACCAUGUGCAACUUGUUCCUUUUCCAAAACUUCAAGGAAAGUACCUUUGUGGAAAAAUCCCAAUUAGUUCACUUUGCUCAUCGCUGGAACAGUGUGUAACAUUAAGUUUGGGGCAUCAAUCUGAGAUGGUUCCAACAGUCAGCAUGAGCCCGAGCUUCUUGGAGCCAAAAUUUCUGGACCAGAACAAUUGUUUAACUUUUCAUUCGCAUAACAUAGGAUCUAUGGCUUCCUAUCAAUUGCGAGUAAGCAUAUGUGCUCAAGAGGUUGGUGCAAGAGAGAGGUCUCCUUAUCAUUCUUACUCGUAUGACAAUGUUCCAACAUCAUCAUUGCCCCAUAUUAUACGGUUGAGAGCUGGAAAUGUACUUUUCAACUAUAGGUACUACAACAAUACACUACAAAAGACUGAAGUUACAGAGGACUUCUGUUGUCCUUUCUGCUUGGUGCAGUGUGCAAGUUAUAAGGGUUUAAGAUGUCACUUGACUUCCUGCCAUGACCUUUUCAACUUUGAGUUUUGGGUAACUGAAGAGUAUCAAGCUGUAAAUGUAUCUUUGAGGACUGAUGUUUGGAGAUCUGAGGUUGCAACUGACGGGAUUGAUCCAAGGCUGCAGACUUUUUUCUAUUGCUCGAGCCUCAAGAGGUGUAGGAGAUCCAAGAAAUUUAAUCAGAAUGUAAACCAUGCACACCCGCAUUUUCUGGAAUCUGAUUCACCUGAGGAAGCCCAAGCAGGGAUGGAUGUUGAUUAUCUUCAAAGGCAAAAUGGUAGAAUACUCAUGAAUCCGAGAUUAACUGAUGGUCGCACUCAUAAAGAAGAGGGGAAGCUGCCUCGCAAAUCAUCAGUCGGUGAAUCUCAUUUUCUCUCUGUGAGACAAAAAUCCGAAAGCUUUGGUUCUGAGAACAAUCAUGCUGUGGAAUGCAUGGAGCCUGCCUCAUCUAGUCCUGAUAGUGCUGGUAUAGCCCAGGGCUCCAUGACUAAUGAUGGUGCUCAGCAGCUAGCUGGUGGCAAUCUCAUACCGCCAACUGUGCUUCAGUUUGCAAAGACACGAAAAUUAUCAAUUGAGCGAGCUGAUCCUAGGAAUCGUGCACUUCUUCAAAAGCGCCAAUUCUUUCACUCUCACAGAGCUCAGCCAAUGGCUUUGGAGCAAGUGUUUUCUGAUCGUGAUAGCGAAGAUGAGGUCGAUGAUGAUAUUGCCGAUUUUGAAGAUAGAAGGAUGCUUGAUGAUUUUGUUGAUGUGACAAAAGAUGAGAAGCAGAUUAUGCAUCUUUGGAAUUCCUUUGUGAGGAAACAAAGAGUGCUAGCAGAUGGUCACAUCCCGUGGGCAUGCGAGGCAUUCUCCAGACUUCAUGGAAAAGAUCUUAGUCGAGCUCCAGCAUUGCUUUGGUGCUGGAAAUUAUUUAUGAUCAAGCUAUGGAAUCACAGUCUGUUAGACGCGCGCACCAUGGAUGCGUGCAGCUUGAUUCUUGAAAGAUGUCGAUGCGAAGGCUCGCAUCGUGAGCAAACCUGAUUGCUGCAAUCUCAUUCACCCGCUGUACUGGCCAUCAAUUGAAGCAGAAGCAAAUUCGCCGUAUUCAGGCACAUUGCAAUUCUUUUUGGAGGAUAUUUUUGGUCUUUUUCUCCCCAAUUAAUUCUUAAACAUUCUACAUAUCAUCGUAUAGAGGGUGUCAUUAUUGUUUUUCCCUUGUGGCGUGUUACAAAAAUUCGGUGUUUUUUCUUCAACAAGGUUUAAAACAACAGGACUGGUUACAAUGUUCAUCAAGCAUCAUUGUCUUUGUUUAGUUUCAUAUAUAACAUCAUUGCGCUAGUGUAGAUGAAUAGGAUUUUAUGUAAACUUAUCAGUGAAAAUGUACUGAGCCCCAAAACUAUUAUUGGCCAUUUUGAACCAUAUUUCA